Molecule: messenger RNA, 1581 nt
Organism: Triticum dicoccoides
Lineage: Eukaryota; Viridiplantae; Streptophyta; Magnoliopsida; Poales; Poaceae
Product: cyclin-D4-1-like
Exons: 5
Coding region: 145-1212 (355 amino acids)
Source: RefSeq, a predicted model, not a curated record
UCCUCUCCCUCCUUCGCUUCCACACCUCACCCGCUCCCGGCCAGAGGCGGAGCACGAGCCGCACGAGGUCCGUCGAGGAGGAGGAGCAGGCCGUGUAUCGUUGCACUAUCAUUUACCAGGAAGGAAGCGCCGGCCAGCAGACCGAUGGCUCCCAGCUACGAGAUGGCCGCCUCCAUCCUGCUCUGCGCCGAGGACAGCAGCAGCAUCUUCGGCUUCGGCGACGAGCAGGAGGCGGCAGCGGGAGCGAGGGCGAGCCGGUCGCCGUACUGCGGUGGCGAGCUGGCCGUGGAGUUCCCGCUGCCGUCCGAGGAGUGCGUGGCCCGCUGGGUGGCGACGGAGGCGGAGCACAUGCCCAGGGAGGACUACGCGGAGAGGCUCCGCGCCGGGGGCGUGGAUCUCCGCGUGCGGGUGGACGCCGUCGACUGGAUAUGGAAGGUUCACACGUACUACGGCUUCGGCUCUAUCACAGCCUGCUUGGCCCUCAACUACAUGGACCGCUUCCUCUCGCUCUACCAGAUACCGGAGGGCAAGGCUUGGAUGACGCAGCUGCUAUCGGUGGCGUGCCUGUCUCUUGCUGCCAAGAUGGACGAAACUUCCGUGCCUCAGUCCAUCGACCUGCAGGUGGCCGGGGACGCGCGGUACGUGUUCGAGGCGAAGACGAUCCAGAGGAUGGAGCUGCUGGUCCUGAGCACGCUCAAAUGGCGGAUGCAGGCCGUCACCCCCUUCUCCUACCUCGACUACUUCCUCCACCAGCUGUGCGGCGGCAAUGCGCCGUCGAGGCAGGCCGUCCGGGACGCCACGGAGCUCAUCCUCUGCAUAUCCAGAGGGACGAGCUGCCUGGAGUUCCGGCCCUCGGAGAUCGCCGCGACGGUGGCCGCCGCCGUGGCCGGGGAAGAACACGCCGUCCAUAAGGCGGCUUGCUGCACCCACGUAGGUAAGGAGCGGGUGCUGAGUUGCCAUGAAGCGAUGAUCCAGGCCACCGGCGCCACCGUGCCACCACCUAAAACUGCAGGCCUGCGCAGUGCCUACUCCCCCGCCAUGUCUGCUCCCCGGAGCCCGACCGGGGUGCUGGACCUGGACGCCGGCUACCUCAGCUGCACAAGCGAUGGCGCCAGCACGACGACGAUCACCAUGGCAUCGUCGCCGCCGCCCGCGAGCUCUGGAUUCGACAGCUCCCCGGUCAGCAGAAAGAGGAGGAAGAUCAGCAGAUGAUGAUGAUUAGGACGAUGAUAUGCUCCACAACCCGACCGGUCUACCCCCCAAAAAAAUCUUGAUAGAUUCAUUAAAGGUCUCUUCUGUGCGCACCCAUCAUCGUCAUCUCUCGGUGGGUAAGUCAAAUGGUUCCCCGGUCAGCAGCAAGAGAGCAAGGAUCUCCAUGGAUGGAUGAAUAAAGACGGGCCAGACAAUGGUGGUCGCUCCAAAAGAGCAAAGGUUUUGCGCGAAGACAAAGCUGUGGAUGCGAUGAGAUGGGACGCCCAAAAAUAAAAAGACAGCGGCCCAAUUCCAGAGCUAGUGGCAGGCACCGACUGUCCUUGCUCGAUUUUGUUUGUUCAAAACAAGUAUUUGGUUAAAAAACAUUAA